GACACAUUCUCUCAGGUGAAGACUCUAUUCCGAGUUUAUACUUAUAUGACCGCUGCUUCUUCUCCAGUCGUCUCUGAACUAUCCUGUUGGUUAUCUUCAUCACUUACCACUGUGAGAUACUCUCCUCGACGCCCCCUCAUCUCCUCAAAUUUUGGGCCAUGUCAUCAUAUACCCCACAGGAGGAUUUAUCGCUUGAACGGUCUCGUCUCAUUGGAAUGGUGUUGGGGGGUGUAUCCUACGGGGUAUUCCUUCUCCUUACGGUACAAGCCAUGACUAUUCUCAUGCAACGCCCUCGAAAUGGGAAGAAAAUUGCCGAUCAUCGUCGCGCGCUUCUUUGUUACAUAUUCAUCACGUUCGUAUUGGGGAGCAUAAACUUUGCUUGCAAUGCGAAAUAUACGGAGAUGAUCUGGAUAGACCUUCGUGGUGCGCCUGGUGGUCCCGUCGCGCUGAUCAGAAACGUAAUGAAUUACCGUAUCAACGUUUUGGCGAUAUCCUGUUGUUACCUCAUGAAGUUGAUCAUGGAAGCUCUGCUUCUUUAUCGAUGUCUUAUAAUAUGGGAUCGGGAUAGACGUGUGAUGAUCCUCAUGGUCAUCAUAUAUAUUGCCAUGAUCGUAGCAGCUAUUCUCCUAUUGAUCCAGGCGGGUACCGGUGUCAUAUUUUACAACAUCAACCCCUCACUUGCAUACCUCUCCCUCCAAGUCGUUUUUACUGUGGGUUAUACCAUUCUCGUGGCGAGUCGUUUACUCGCCAUCCGAGGCAAGAUGAAGCAAGCCAUAGCUGGAUAUGAUUCUAGCACCUACGAUACCAUCAUCCUCAUGGUCGUCGAGUCUGCCAUGUCAUACACUGUCGUCGUCAUUAUCUUUAUAGUUGGAUUCGCUCUGCAUUCAGACUCUAUUUCCACUCUAUGCUUCCUGUCUCUCAACGAAUUCCAGGGAAUUUCCCAGUUGUUCAUUAUAAUACGUGUAGCACAGGGGAGGGCGGUCACACAGCAGUGGUCGAACCGAGUGACUACGGCACCUACGGCUUUAGCAUUAGCAAGGACUGUACCGGACGCACCGGAAGGAACCAACGUUGCACGAGUAGCUAGGCUAGAGCAGGGCAGUGUUAAGUUGUAUUCUGUUUCGGCAAAGGUUGCGGAGGUAGAAGUGUGUAUGGCAUGACAUGCUUGGUUUAUCCCUUUAUCAAAUUGUCUUCUAUGUAUAAUGUCACGGAAAUCGUUUCAGUUUCAGCUCACCGCUACUUCAGGAGAAAAUGCAG
Suillus paluster is the source of this 1257-nucleotide messenger RNA. RefSeq lists its product as uncharacterized. The record is from RefSeq and is a predicted model, not a curated record. Bases 159 to 1160 code for a protein of 333 amino acids. The transcript has 6 exons. Lineage: Eukaryota; Fungi; Basidiomycota; Agaricomycetes; Boletales; Suillaceae.